CUUGUUUGGGGAGGCAGGUGGAUGGGAAGUUAAGAUUCUACUUCAUGCAAUAAAUAAAUAAGCUGUUAGUUCUUAGGGGGACGCAUACAGCCAAGAGUUGUGUUUCUUUCCCAAAUAAAUAACGACCUUCCCGCGUGUCAAGCGCUAGUCGGCUACCCCAUCCUGAAGUUUCCCGAGGGUGAUGAUCGGCACAGGCCGAGAGCCCAGAGAAAGGGAAAUAGAAGACUACUGUUUAGGGGAAAGUCAGUGUGGUAGCAGCAGCUGCAGGAGGCAGAAGAUCUAGUAGGUGUGGGGAGUUGCUGGUGAAGGAAGUCCCCUGAGGAGGGCAAGAUGUUCACGUUCUCGGGUAGCAGCAGCAGCAGCAGGAGCAGCAUCAACAGCAGCGAAGCUACUCAGACUUGGGCUCACAGAUCCAUCCACGACUGUCAGUCAUCGUCCCGGGCUCCGCCUCUACCGAACCCGACCAAUGCUUGACUGCAGUUUGGUGAAGAGAGACGUAUUGGGGUUACAUCAGCUGAGUACCGGGAAGUAGAAGGAGGCCCGAAGCUGGGGAGGGUCUAGGUGGACUCUGGCCCCAACCCGGCUGGUUUGGGGGCUCCUGAGCUUUUCCCGCAGUUAUGUGAGCGGCUACGGAAGGUAUGGUAGUUGGGGCCCCCCCCCUGCUGCAGCGGCGUCUGCAGCAGCUGCUCUCGGUGGUUGCCUCCAGCUGUCUCACUUUGGAACUUCCUGAAGAACAUGGGACCUCUUCACUCUGGAACAUCCAUCCUUUCCUUGAGGCCUUCUCACCCUUGAACAUCUGUCUACCACACCAACCCCCUUCUCCCAUUGCACUACAGCUGCCAAGAUAUGGUUUUGGCCCAUGAGAACUCAAACCUACCUAGAUUGAGAAAUCAAACACAAAAAAUGGAUUCUGGGAAGUGUUAUCUUCUUAUGAUUCUGAGAACUGUUAUUUUCCUCUGGCAACAAACAGAUGGACAUCUGGAACAAAGACCUUGGAUACCUCAGCCUCUUUAUCUCAUAUGUGCUCUUCUUUGAGGAGCUCUUUGAAUGAAAUUUACCAUUUAAAACUACUAUAUUUCCCCUUUAAUACAAGGAACUCUAAAUGUGCUAACAGAGAGAAGCAACAUUACCUGGAAGUUCAUUUGUAAUCCCCAGUAACUAUGACUUUAACCUCUGUGGAGCAAAGGCAGCAUGGUAUCCACCAUGACUGAUGGAGACACAAAUAGACAAUGUGGACGAAUUUCUGCAAACCAUGGUUUUUCUGCUGUCUCCUGGCAGCAUUGACCAUUGUGCUUCUAGUCCUCAAUGUUAGUCAAUUAGAGCACUUGGAUCAUGAAAGUGUUUCAGCUACCUUCAUCGAUACCAGCGGGCAGGAUAUUCCCCUUGAAGCAACAGGAGUUAGCAGAAAGCCUUACUGUGGUUAUGAACACCAAAUCUUGUCCAAGAGGGAGCGUUUGGAAGAGGCCUCCUUACUGGAAGCCUUGCAGAGUCACGAGUCUUAUACUGAUUUGGUUCCUUUUGUGAAGAGCACUGACCCCUCCUCUAGUUAUUUUGUGAUAUUAAACUCUGGAGCAUUCUUCAAGGUGGGGAGCCAGCUCGAGGUGUUGGUGCAAGUACAAGAUUUCCAGGGGAGGCCCAAGAAGUAUGGCGGAGAUUAUUUGCAGGCCAGAAUCCACUCACCCAAAUUGCAAGCUGGUGCAGUGGGGAGAGUUGUAGACUACCAAAAUGGGUUCUACAAAGUUUUUUUUACUUUGCUUUGGCCAGGCAAGGUGACUGUCUCUAUAGUUCUGGUUCACCCUAGUGAAGCAAUCCAGGUCCUUCAGCAUCUACAGGAGGAGAGGCCAGAUAGAGUCUAUUUUAAAAGUCUCUUCCGGUCAGGGAGGAUUUCAGAGAUCACCAUAUGCAAUGUAUGUCUACCAGGAAACCUGCCUGUGUGUAACUUCACAGACCUCUAUACUGGAGAGCCCUGGUUUUGCUUCCAACCCAAAAAACUCCCUUGUAGCAGCAGAAUCAACCAUUACAAAGGAGGGUACCUCAAGGGCCUUUUAACUACAGCAGAGAGUGCUUUCUUCCAAAGUGAUGUCAACAUCAAGAUGCCAAUUCACUCUAGUGGACCUGAUUGGGUGACUGUGAUUCCCCAUGGAGCAAAAGAAACAAAUGACCCUGAACCUUCUCAAAGCAUGGAAAACUUCCCUUCUGGUUAUUAUUACAAAAACCAAUGGAUGUCUAGAAAGUUCAAGAUGCACCAGUUUAAUGAACCUGAAAACAUUACAGAAUGCUUACAAGGAAAAAUGAUUUACUUAUUUGGUGAUUCUACCAUAAGACAAUGGUUUGAUUAUCUGAUCACAUUUGUUCCAGAUUUGGUGGAGUUUAACCUGGGAAGUCCCAAAAAUGUUGGCCCCUACCUCGCAGUGGAUUUGAAACAUAACAUCUUGCUACGAUACCGCUGUCAUGGACCUCCCAUCCGAUUCACUACUGUCUUAAGCAAUGAGCUACAUUAUGUGGCCAAUGAGCUGAACAGGAUUGUGGGGGGGAGAAGCACUGUGGUGGCCAUUGCCAUAUGGUCUCACUUCAGCACCUUCCCCUUAGAAGUUUACAUCCGGAGGCUAAGGAAUAUUCGACGUGCAGUUGUGCGCCUCCUAGACCGGAGUCCGAAGACAGUGGUAGUUAUUCGAACAGCCAACGUCCAGGAGCUGGGGCCCGAGGUCAGCCUAUUCAACAGUGAUUGGUUCUCCGUUCAGCUCGACACCAUUCUGAGGAAGAUGUUCUCGGGAGUUGGUGUGUACUUGGUGGAUGCCUGGGAGAUGACGCUUUCCCACUACCUGCCACACAAGCUGCAUCCAGAUGUAGUCAUUGUCAAGAACCAGCUUGACAUGUUCUUGUCUUUUGUGUGUCCAGUGAAGACUUAGCUUUGCCCCUUGGGGAGUCUUUCUAGGGGAAUUGUUGGCAUUAAAUCGAGUGAGGAUUUUCUUUUCAUCCAUCACUUCAUAUGGAAGCUAUAGUUGGAGAAAUGGCUAAAAAGGCUCUAUUUUAUGUAAUAACUUACUAUGAUACUAAGGAGAGGGCUUUGAUAAAUUCAGGUUAUAAUUUAUACCUUGUUAGCCAUGGGAAUACCAUCUCACAGUAAUGGCAAUAAUGUCACAAGUAUCCAUUCAUCACAUCAACAUUGUGACCAAAGAGCAGGGGUUCUUAACUCUGUGUGUGUGUGUGUGAGAGAGAGAGAUGGACUCCUAUGGGUCCAUUCUCAGAAUAAUAUUUUUAAGUGCAUAAAAUAAAGUACAUAAGAUUACAAAGGAAAACAAUUAUACAGAAAUAGUCAUCAAAAUAUUUAAAAAAUCAUUAAUCCCAAGUUAAGAACCCCUGGCCAGAGAAGAUAAUAUAUUUGUUAAAAUGAACUUCUUUGGCAGAGAACUUCUAUUCUAAAGACUGUGAUACCUAAACUGGUCUAGGUGAUGAACAGAAAGUUUUGAUUAUGAAAGGAAUAAGUAUUUUAAUUUAUAUAUCAGGGAUAGUUGAGCACCCCUGAAUGAAAUGAAUGAAUGAAUGAAUGUUCUUCUCCAGCAUCUUAGAAGAUUGGGCUUAGAUAUGGUGUUUGUGUCUUCUCUGAGCAUGCUGGAGACCAUUGGACUACAUUGUUGUGGGAGGUCUUUUUCUCGAUCUCUUAGUAAAAUGCCUUGAAAAAGCCAUUAUGCUCAGUCAAAGUUUUAUUUAGUGAUCUUUUAAAUAAGAAAAAAAAUACAUCUACUAUUUUCUGCUUUUGUGUUAUGCAGGAUAUGGUAUGUAUGAUCUGAGAACUGAAGCUGAAGAAAGUUAAUGAUGUGAAGACAGCGAUUAUAAAACAAAUACUCUAAACUGAUGCUUGCACUGUGUGAUUAUGUCUAAUUUGAUAGAUUCAUUUAAAUUUACCACAAAAUUUACUUAACAAAUUGCUGCUAUUAUUAAUGUUCUCUAGCUUUAGAUUAUUUAAAGAUUGUCCUUUCCAUAAAGAAAAUUACCGAUUCACAUGAAGUUGUAGUGACAGAGUCCAUAGAUUUCAAAUUCUGUUUAUUUUAAAUGAUGACUAUUAUUUUGGAUGCCAUAUUGAAGUUUAAAACUAAAAUCUCUUUUGAGGCAAAAAAUUGAAUGUGCCUGGCAUAUACCUUCUGUUGUUUGGCAAUAAAAAGCUGCUAUUUCAGCUGA
This is a messenger RNA of Monodelphis domestica (gray short-tailed opossum), 4179 nucleotides long. RefSeq names its product neurexophilin and PC-esterase domain family member 3 (gene NXPE3). The record is from RefSeq and is a predicted model, not a curated record. Lineage: Eukaryota; Metazoa; Chordata; Mammalia; Didelphimorphia; Didelphidae.